AUGCCCAAAUCGCCCUUUCGCCGCAAGCCCGUCGCCCACGCUCCCUAUUCUCUCUUCCGCUACCUGUUCCCCAGGAGUCAGGCACGCGCGCGCCUUCACCUCUCCAAACUCCGCCACAAGACGCUCCCUUCACUCAAGCAAAGCGCCAAGUCCCGCAUCUACAAAUAUAUCGUCUACCGUCAGGCUGCCAAGGCCCAAGGGAAACAGAGUAUCGUCCAGCGCCUGCGAGGCUACACACGGAGGUUGAGCGGCCGAAGCUACCUUGAAGAUGCCGCAAGGUUGCGACGACAGCAGAUAGCCAAACGUCGCGGAAACACGGAAUCAGGCGAGAAGGCAAUGACAUACCAAGAGAGCUACGAGGCACGAGAGCCUGGGACACGGCGACGGAAGCUGGCUGGCUAUCUCAAGGCUGCAAAUGAACUCAGGCAGACAUAUACCCAGCAGUAUGCGUCCAACUGGAGCAGCAAGGAGGCGCAAUAUGACUACGAGGAUGACACACCAGGCGGCUUUCCAGAUGCAGCCGUUGUUAGAAGCGGCCGGGAGGAGAUGAUACUCUUCCCGAGCUAUGCUCGGAGACACAUAAAGAGGAAGCCCGAAGCACAGCCAGGCACUAUACAAGAAACCGAAGGCGAAGGGCGCGACGUUCGAGACUCGACCGGGGCCGGCGAUGCCGAAUUCUGGAAGCAGCAAUGGAACAACUACGAGGAUGACAACGCAGUCGUUGAUGUCGAUGUUCGUGGCUGGAUAUACUCGCCACAUAGGGGUCAGAUGUCACGGAAGCAGAGGCUUUUCAUUGGACUCGCACGGCAGCUUGUUGGUGUACAGGCGCCUGCUACGCCCUCCACGUCGUCUGCGGACAGUAGCCGGGAUACAAGCCCACAACGCCAUGGCUUUCGCGAACGAGCCCACUUGCGCGACGCUCAACAGGACGAAGCCAUCGCAGCCAAGGAAGCUGAGGAAAUUCUACGCAGGGGUGAGAGGGAGGCAAGGGCUGCGGCACGCGGCGCCUAUAGUGAAAAGCCUGCUAGGGACCUGGACGACACCCAGCUAUACCGAACCGAGAGCGGGAGCAGUAUGCGACCCAACAACGGCAGGACCCACCAGCUCGCCCACAGCACAUCUAAAGACUCAAUGAGAAGCGAGGCUAGUAUCAAGCCUUUGCAGAAGAGAGGGUCAUGGAACCAACCUUCUGAGAUGAGCCCGUCAGAACUUGCCGAAGCCAACGCUCGGCUGAUGGCUCGCCUGCGACACUUCCUUGCCAUACCAAUGGCCAAUACACCCAUCAGUGUCUUCUUCUACAAUGAGAAGAUAUCGAAACAGAGGACUGUGUACACCGACGCCGCAGGACAUUUUAGUAUGAGCGCGGCUCUAGACUUCGUACCCACCCAUGUUCGCAUCUUAGCAUCAGAUAAGCUCUCGGCAACGGAAGAAGUAAUCGUUACUGCCUCGCAGGGUAUCAGUGUCAUCAGUGACAUCGACGAUACGAUAAAGCACUCCGCUAUUGGUAGCGGCGCCCGUGAAAUCUUUCGCAACGUUUUCAUCCGCGAUCUCGUUGAUCUCACCAUCGACGGUGUCAGAGAGUGGUACAACAGGAUGGCAGAGCUGGGAGUCAAGUUCCACUAUGUCUCCAACUCUCCCUGGCAGUUGUAUCCUGUCAUAUCAAAAUAUUUCGAGCUAGCUGGAUUACCCCCUGGCUCAUUCCAUCUAAAGCAAUACAGUGGUAUGCUUCAGGGCAUAUUCGAGCCUGUGGCUGAGAGAAAGAAGGUUACUCUGGACAAGAUCGCAAGAGAUUUUCCAGAACGUAACUUCAUCUUGAUCGGAGAUAGUGGUGAGGCUGAUCUGGAGGUUUACACAGACUUCGUCCUAGAGAACCCAGGACGAGUCGUUGCCGUCUUCAUUCGUGAUGUUACCACAACGGAUAGCCCGGGCUUCUUCGACCCUUCCACUGGAUUUUCACCAGGCGAUCGCUCUUCGUCAUCGACCCAGCGCACCAGUGGUGGGAGCUCGGCUGCUUCGACUAAGGCUCGACCGCCGUCUGAAGAAACCGAUCCUGAAUUGAAAGCUGCUAUUGCAGCAUCAUUACGUGACAUGGAUGCGGACAACAACAACAAGCGUUCCAAGUCGAUGUUUCCGCAGAUUGAUAACGAGCAAAAGCCGAACUUGCCUCAAAGGAGGCCCUCUCCACAAAGCACAUUACUGCGAGGUCCUCCAGCCAAUCUGAUAGACCUAUCAUCCGACGAUGAAGUAAACGAUUCGCCUGCGCUAAGGAAAUUCAACACUGAAACCCAGGCUGACAACGAACGACAUCGUUCAUCGGUGGCAUCGAACGCAAGUAUGAAAUCUGCGCCUGCGCCUCCUAAGAAGCCAGUCGCGUUACGAAGCCCGUCGAGCGAGUCUACAUCUUUUAAUACCGUACCCUCCUCCAACUCACGGCCGCAGCCACCUAAACCCCGAAAGACCUCAACGGCAGUCAGCCAGUCCAGCCCGCUCGCACAGCAAGAUGGUGUCUCUAAAAGCGCAAACACUUCAGCACCUUCCAGACCUCCAGUGGGCCCCAAGCCAUCUAUGAGCUACCAGAGUCAAGCAUCACAAGAUCAGCAGUCAUACGCUGGCAUGGCUCGUGACAAGUUGUGGUCUGUCUACAGUAAUCUGCCCGCGUUACGAUCAACAGACGAGCCUGGCUCCAAUGCGUCCAGUUUAGACGUCACCGGUGUUCGUAAAGGCCCGCCUCCACCUCCACCUCGCCGCGGGAACCGCGAUACAGCUUCAAGCGCAGCAUCCUACGUAAGCUCCAAAGCAUCGACAGCGUGGCAACACGCCCCCUCUAUACCAUAUCACACUCGCCCUCAAGUCACGUCUGCGCAAACAUCUCAGCCCUUCUCUACUGCCGCGCCGCGGCAAGGUAUCAAUCGCACUAGCACCGGCAGUACGCUGGACGGUGCUGCGGGCGAACAGUAUGGUACGAAGAAGGAGCAGCUUUGGCGCCAGAGAUGGGCGCAUGCGGAACAAGUUCUCGGCGAGCAGGGUGUAAUACUUCGAGGAUGGAGGGUAGGAAGCGAUAUCAUGGCCGAGGCAGAGAGGAUAAUCAAAGAUUCAGAGAAGAAGUUCAAGCGAGAUGAGCAGAGAAGCGAAGGUAGUAAUGGGAAAGCAACCGAACGAAGAUAG
Alternaria atra is the source of this 3165-nucleotide messenger RNA. RefSeq lists its product as uncharacterized. NCBI's taxonomy places the organism in Eukaryota, Fungi, Ascomycota, Dothideomycetes, Pleosporales, Pleosporaceae. The coding region runs from base 1 to 3165 and encodes 1054 amino acids. The transcript has a single exon. Gene Ontology annotation, cellular component: actin cortical patch. The record is from RefSeq and is a predicted model, not a curated record. Gene Ontology annotation, molecular function: phosphatidate phosphatase activity.